AUGUAUUGGAAGUUUAUUAUAAUAUCGUGUGUAUUGGGUUCGGUUUUGGGUGAAAAAGUUUUAUCUAGGAAACGGCGGUACGUGGCUUUUCCGGAGGGCUCGAGUUUUUCCUGUGCGGGCUGCAUGACUGUGGGUGUCAUAGGCCAACCAGCUCCAUCGUCCUCCCCCGGAACGUUCACUUUUGGCCUGAACUGGGGUAUAGCCUACGAGCUGCCCAAUAAUACAGAAACAGCAGCCUUCUACAGAAAGAAGAUCAGAAAACCGGUAGCCCAGCGCAGAAGUAGAAGAGAUUUGUAUGAGAAGUUGGAGCUUAUUAUGGACAAUAUGGGCUACAACGGCCGAGAGUGUAUAUUGAAGACUCUAUGUGAGACGACGCAACGAAUAGUGCCACACGGUGAAAACAUGGUGGAGGAGAUUUUCAGGACUUUGUUCACGUUACCGAUGGCCAAAGUUCUGCCCACGGAGCCCCUGGCUCAUACGAUUUACGACUCUGCCCACCGUCUGGGGGCCCUCCUCAACUCCUGUGACACGUACAAGUGCCCCCUUUCGUUGGUGGACUUGGCUAAGGGCUACUACAACGCCCCCGCCCCUAAAUCAAACACCGCGAUCCGCCCCUGGGCUCUUUUCAGCAGUAAUUUCGGAUAG
Aricia agestis (brown argus) is the source of this 645-nucleotide messenger RNA. RefSeq lists its product as uncharacterized. NCBI's taxonomy places the organism in Eukaryota, Metazoa, Arthropoda, Insecta, Lepidoptera, Lycaenidae. The transcript has 4 exons. The coding region runs from base 1 to 645 and encodes 214 amino acids. The record is from RefSeq and is a predicted model, not a curated record.